Molecule: messenger RNA, 2056 nt
Organism: Nanorana parkeri
Lineage: Eukaryota; Metazoa; Chordata; Amphibia; Anura; Dicroglossidae
Gene: GLB1
Product: galactosidase beta 1
Exons: 16
Coding region: 127-2040 (637 amino acids)
Biological process (GO): carbohydrate metabolic process
Cellular component (GO): vacuole
Molecular function (GO): beta-galactosidase activity
Source: RefSeq, a predicted model, not a curated record
GGUCACAUGAUCGCCUGCCGGGUGACACCUGAUCACUACCGCAUCUCUGGACUGUAAGUGCCGUGUAUAUACUAGAAGUGUGAUGUACUGAUCUCCCGGAACUGAUUGGGGGAUAUCGGAUUGAUCAUGUGGCUUCACUCAGCUGUCUUGCUGCUGCUUCUUGGACAAUGCAUAGAAAUUUCUGCAAGAACAUUUGAAAUAGACAACAACAAGAAUUGUUUUCGCAAAGAUGGAAAGCCAUUCCGAUAUAUUUCAGGAAGCAUUCAUUAUUCACGUGUUCCACGCUUUUAUUGGCGAGAUCGCUUACUGAAAAUGAAAAUGGCAGGAUUGGAUGCAGUCUACACGUAUGUACCAUGGAACUUUCAUGAGCAAAAGCCUGGUGUCUAUAAUUUUUCUGGAGAUCAUGAUAUUGAAACAUUUUUGAAGAUGGCUAAUGAAAUUGGAUUGUUAGUGAUACUGAGAGCAGGUCCCUACAUAUGUGCAGAAUGGGAUAUGGGAGGAUUACCUCCUUGGCUUUUAACAAAGAAGUCUAUUGUUCUCCGGUCUUCUGAUCCAGAUUAUCUCCAGGCUGUGGAUAACUGGAUGAGUGUAUUCCUUCCCAAGAUAAAACCCCUUCUUUAUCAAAAUGGGGGUCCUAUUAUUACCGUGCAGGUUGAAAAUGAGUAUGGAAGCUACUUUACUUGUGAUUACAAUUAUCUUCGACAUCUGAUGAAGCUCUUCCGUCAACAUUUAGGGGAUGAAGUGAUUUUAUUUACAACGGAUGGCUCGGGUCUACCUUAUGUCAGAUGUGGAUCCAUUGAAGGCUUAUAUACAACUGUAGAUUUUGGGCCAGGAACCAAUGUAACAGCGGCCUUUGAAGUUCAGCGAUUCAGCCAACCACGUGGACCACUGAUAAAUUCAGAAUUUUAUACUGGCUGGCUGGAUCACUGGGGAGAACCACAUUCUGUUGUGGCAACAGAAAGAAUAGUGAAAACACUAACCGAAAUUCUUGAUCAUGGAGCAAGUGUCAAUAUGUAUAUGUUUAUAGGUGGAACCAAUUUUGGCUACUGGAAUGGUGCAAACACGCCAUAUGAACCACAACCCACAAGCUACGAUUAUGAUGCACCGCUAUCUGAAGCUGGAGAUCUGACAGAUAAAUAUUUUGCCAUUCGAGAAGUUAUAAAGAAGUAUAAGAAAAUCCCUGAAGGUCCUAUUCCACCAACAACACCCAAAUUUGCUUAUGGAGAAAUAAACAUGGAAAAAGUUAAAACUGUCCUGGAAGCACUUGACAUUUUGUCAUCAUAUGGACCGAUUAAAAGUACAUAUCCUUUAACAUUUGAGGAAAUUAAACAGUUCACUGGCUUUGUGUUGUACAGAACAACAUUACCCAGAAACUACAAUGAUCCUACCACACUUGCUACUUUAUUCAAUGGAGUUCGUGAUCGAGCUUAUGUCACUGUUAAUGGGAUUUUCCAGGGCAUUUUAGAGCGAGAUAAAGAGAUGUCCAUAAAUAUAUCUGGCACUCAAGGAGCUCAACUUGACUUGCUGGUGGAAAGCAUGGGUAGAGUUAACUUUGGACGAUAUAACAAUGACUUCAAGGGCUUGCUUACCAACCUGACUCUUGAUGGAGAAAUUCUGGCUAACUGGACACAGUAUCCCUUAGAUAUAGACACUGCAGUAAUCAAUGGACUUUUGCUGGAAACUUCUUCUAUGAAGACAUCAAACAGUACAUCACCAACAUUUUACAAAGGCAGCCUUUUUAUUCCCAGUGGCAUUCCAGACUUACCCCAGGAUACAUUCAUUAAAUUUCCUGGGUGGACAAAGGGACAGAUUUGGAUCAAUGGCUUCAAUCUGGGUCGCUACUGGCCGGCUAGAGGACCUCAAGUAACAUUGUACGUUCCUAUGCAUAUUUUAACAACAUCUUCAUUAAAUAAUAUCACGGUACUGGAGCUUGAACAUUCUCCUUGUGAUACUGGAAAAUGCACUGUGGAAUUUGUGGACAAACCUAUACUGUCUAAAAGUAAAACACAUUUUAAACAGGAAUAUUUAUUUACAAAGUGACAAUCCAAACAAAGGU